UAUUAAUUUACUGUUCACAUAGUAAAUAUUCUAUACUCUCUCUCUCUCUCUCUCUCUCUCAACAUUUUGCAUUUUUGCUUUCAAUUCACCAUGAAUGAUUCUAAAAAAAUAGAUCACCAUGAGCGAAAAACACAACCAUAGCAAGCAAGCUCCCCCAACUGCCAUGCCAUUGGAAGAUUGUGGCCUGUGUGGGUCCGACGGCUCCUCUCGUAGUCUUGCAUCAUUUGCAAGCCUUGUCAGUUGUCACCACUCCCACUCCGACUGACCCCUAUAAAUCAGCCACCAACAGUCCAAAACUUUGCUUUCCAUCGCCAUUUCGCUCUGCCCCUUCCACCCCCCAAACAACACCCUCCCCGCCUCACCAAGCGUGCUGCUGCUGCUGCGGUGGUUUGGCUUCUUCUUUCUCCUCCCCUCCUCGCUUUGCCUGCUCGGUUGCUUGGUGUGGCUGAGCUGAGCUGAGCAGGAGAGCACGGGUAGGGGGUGUCACUGUCUGUCUCUGCCUUUCUUCUUUCCUCUGUCUCGCUCGGUAUUCUGGCCUUUUGCUCUCCCAGCCUUCUUCCCUUCCUCAAUAAUGAUGGAGGAGCUGCGGAGUGUUCGUUCCUGAAGGCCUCUCCACCCGUCUCGUCACCGCCGGUGUGCCGGAAUCCAAAUCCACCUGCAGUUUUUCCCUCUCUGACCUUCUCUUCUUCCCGGAGUAAUUUCGGUUCUAGGUUGUUUGGGACUGGCCUCGUUCUUGCUGGGUUUGGAGUUUCUGUCUUUAGGGUUAGGUAUAGGAGUUGCUAGUUGUUAAGUUGGUCUGAACUGGGAGAGGUUGGGAUGCUUUUGGACGCCAUGAUGAUGGAAGCCAGGAAGGGGUUGAUGGAGAGGGAGAGGGAGAGAGACCAGUUCCCCGUCGGCAUGCGGGUCCUCGCCGUCGACGAUGACCCCGUGUGCCUCAAGGUUCUGGAGGUCCUCCUACGCCGCUGCCAGUAUCAUGUAACAACCACCAACCAAGCUGCUACUGCACUGAGGCUGUUAAGGGAGAACAAGGACAUGUUUGAUCUGGUGAUCAGUGACGUUCACAUGCCCGACAUGGACGGCUUCAAGCUCCUCGAGCUCGUGGGGCUUGAAAUGGACCUCCCCGUCAUUAUGUUAUCAGUGAACGGAGAGACUAAAUCUGUGCUCAAGGGGAUAACUCAUGGUGCCUGUGACUAUCUCCUAAAGCCCGUUCGCAUCGAAGAGCUCCGGAACGUGUGGCAGCACGUUGUGAGGAGAAAGUUCAGCAACCGUGAGCCGAACAAUCUUGAUUUCUGCAAGGAGAUCAGCAAGGACUCAUACCACCGGCUCGGCCAGGCGACCUGUGACAGGUCGUCUGACCAGAGCAACAGGGCCAGCAAGAAGAGGAAGGAACUGCACAGCGAGGAGGAAGACGAAGGCGAGGACAACGACGAUGCCUCGGCGGCGUCGAAGAAGCCGAGGGUGGUGUGGUCAGCGGAGCUGCACCGGAAGUUCGUCGCUGCCGUCAAUCAGCUCGGGAUCGACAAGGCUGUACCUAAAAGAAUACUCGAGCUUAUGAACGUCGAGAAGCUCACCCGGGAAAAUGUCGCGAGUCAUCUGCAGAAGUACAGGCUAUACCUCAGACGGCUAAGUGCUGUGGCAUCACAACAAGCCAGCAUUGCUGCUGCCUUUGGAGGCAGAGACCCCUUUGAAGGACUUCAUAGUUAUCAUCAACCCUUUGCCCCUUCUUUGAAUCCACAUGGACUGCUCAGUGGUGCUGGUGCAGCAACAUUUGAGCUUCAGGACUUUGUUCCUUCUAAGGCAAUUCAGUGUGCUAGCAGCAUUGGUGCAGUAAGUCAUUGCGCCGGCGAUACAAACAAAUUUAACAUUGUGAGCUUACAAGACAACCAACAGGCAGAUCUAACGCAAGGCUUGACCACGUCGUCACUUGGGCAGCCCCGGCUCCAGCAGACGUGGAUCCAUCAAGAAACCAAUGACCUGUGCUCUGUCUUUUCUGGGGGUGCUCAGGCCAACACUAUGUCUGGCACAUUCCAGAGAAUUACAAGCAGUUCACUGGCACCAGAAGAUCUUUUGGAGUGCACUCCACAUAUCAAACUAGGAGCCCAUCCAUCCAUAGGAAUAUCUCAGCAGGGUGCUCUUCCAAUUAGUGAUGGAUUUUCUGUUGACAAGUUACCGUUGCACAUCCCGUUCGAUGGUGCUGACACUGGCUUUUUGGCUCGAGAACCAAAGAUGGACCAAAAGGGGAUAUUUUCAGAAAGAAUGAAUGUUAGAGUUUGUCCUUCGGAGAGCCUCAUAGCAGCCAACAAUGCUAAAUGUGGAGCCAGUUCUUCUGGUAGUACAAUGCUGCUCCCUCCUGAUACCGAGAGACAUUCAGAAUACUUGCAGUUUGGGGCUGCAAGCAACUCUAGACAUAGAAUGGAUGGAGUGAGAGAAGACCAAUGCCUGAACAAUGCAGAUUUUAGCUAUGAUGGUGGUGCCAUUGUGCCUGAACAGACCCAUAUGGAUGAUUUGGGAAUUCCAAAGCUGCAGGGUGGGUUCAAUUCUAGCAGCUGCAACUUUGAUGGCCUUCUCAAUUCCAUAAUAAAAGUGGCGUUGCUGCUCCUAUGGAAGAGCUCGAGACAGAGGAGGAAGAAUCAAAUAUCUUGCUCCAUGCUCCUUACUUUUUUCCUGCUGUUGGUGCUGGUGGAGGCGUUUGCAUCCGAACUUUGGUGUACUUUUGUUCGUACUUAUUGUAAACUUUAGAAAGCUUAUCACUAACAUUGGUGAAAGAAGAAGAAUAUAUACUGACGGACGCAACUAGUA
Messenger RNA from Aegilops tauschii subsp. strangulata, 2799 nucleotides. RefSeq names its product two-component response regulator ORR22. Gene Ontology annotation, molecular function: DNA-binding transcription factor activity; DNA binding. Gene Ontology annotation, biological process: cytokinin-activated signaling pathway; phosphorelay signal transduction system. The record is from RefSeq and is a predicted model, not a curated record. NCBI's taxonomy places the organism in Eukaryota, Viridiplantae, Streptophyta, Magnoliopsida, Poales, Poaceae.